GCAGCAAGCAGGCUGAACGCAGGGUCGUUGGCUCCUACAGGUGGAGCAGGAUGGCUCCGCUGAAGUUCUGUGCGAAUAUUUCCUGGCUGUUCACCGAGCUUCCAGACUUCAGCCAGCGAAUAUACGCGGCUGCCUCGGCUGGCUUCCGGGCUGUGGAGGCAGCAUGGCUGUACGACACCGACCUACAGGAGCUUCAAAGGGCCAGAGAGGCUACAGGGGUGGAGGUGGUCCUCAUCAACACCCCGCCGGGAGAUGUAAAGGCAGGUGAUCUCGGUCUUGGAGCUGUUCCUGGAAGAGAAGGAGAGUUCAGACAGGGUCUGGAAUUGGCUUUGAAGUAUGCAAGAGCUUUGGGCUGCAAAAGGAUCCACCUGAUGGCAGGGAGGAUUCCUGUGGGCUCACACAGAGCGGCAGUUGCCAAGGAGAUGGAGGCCAUCUUUGUGCAGAACCUCAUCUAUGCUGCUGAUAUCCUCUCAAAGGAAGGAAUCACUGGUUUGAUUGAACCAAUCAACACAAGGAUUACAGAUCCCAGGUAUUUUCUGGACUCUCCUCAUCACGCAGCUGCAAUACUGGAGAAGGUUGGAAAGCCAAAUAUCAAGCUGCAAAUGGAUGUCUUUCACUGGCAAAUAAUGGAUGGAAACCUGACACAGAACAUACACAAGUAUUUCCCCGUAAUAGGUCAUGUUCAGAUUGCUCAGGUUCCAGGCAGGAAUGAGCCGAACAGUGCUGGAGAGCUCAACUACAGCUACCUGUUCAACACUCUGGAAAAUCACGGCUACCAGGGAUACAUAGGCUGUGAGUACAAGCCACAAGGCUCCACAGAGGAAGGUCUGCAUUGGCUCAAAGAUUAUUGCACACACAGCAAGUGAUGAGCACGGGCGUCCACAAAGCUGCGUGCAUGUGCUCGUUUUACUCAACACAGUUUUUCUUUUUCCUUGAUGUAAUUCCAUGUAUAUACACACAAUCUUAACAAAGACGUCGUUGUACAUUUUGUUGAGAGAGACAAGUGGUUGGAUUCAGUGAAGUUUUCAUUCAAGCACACACAUUAAUUGAAAGAAGAAAACGGUUUGAAGGCUCAGACCGAUAAAGACUUAACUGAUAAAAAGAAAAACAGACUGUUGAACUCACGUGUGAUUACAUAGUUCAUCUUGAGCAUAAAAUGAUUCGUUUUCUCUGUAGCUCUGCCUCGACUGCUGCUCAGUAUGUAUCAUUAAUGCUGCACCAUGCAGAUCUCUGUCAGGAAGGCAUUGGAUAGUGUUCAGCAAAGCAUUCAUUCUUUGUUUCCAGAGACCCGAGCGGCCUCUUUGGCUCACUGAGGUGAUAAGUCCUAGCCUCUGUAGUCUCAUUAAUAUUGAACCCUCAUAGAUGAUUCCAAUGAUUCUGGUUGAUUAGAGCUCUUCCCAGGACUGUGUGGGAGUGUGCAGAUCGUGCUUGAUUGAUCUCCACUCGACUCUCACACAUUAGAUUAACUUACACUGAUGUCCUGCCCCCCUCUUCCUGUAACACACACUUGUCGUGAUUGGUAAUCACUGUGCUGUUUGUUGUGGAUGUUGCAUCACUAGAUGAACAGUAAGUGGACACAUCACAAUUCAAAGGUAUUAUAGGUCAUACAUCACUAAGGGAACGCAUAUUCCCACAACACUCGGCGCUAAUCCUGGUCAGCAGUAUGUCCAGUCUGAAGCUGUGUGCAUUCAGCACUAAAACUAGCACUUCACGUAAGGUUAACAGCUCAUCUGUCUAUUAUUUACAGCUGAGUUAUCACAUCAGGAUUGUUUCUCUAACUUUCCUGGUCUUUUAAUGCUCUUUAACGGAGGAAAUAACAUACUGUGAAUCACACUGAGCUGACAUCAGAUUCUCUCAGUCACCAGUGAGGAGCUGCAUGGCUAAAAGCUCAGUGAUCAUAACGAUUCAGUGAAGCAAAGCUGUUCCUCACUGUCCUGUUUCAGCUCUAUUACAUUCAUGGGAGAGAGCUGAACCAUGAUCAGCACUCAUGAUUGGCAGAGUGCUCAUGAUAUGAUGGUACUCAUGAUUGGUUGCCAUGGAAGUCCAGCAACAGACAGCACAUUAUUUCUGCAGCUACACAGUAGCAGUUAAUCUGAAGGUGGAGAACCUACAGCAUUGCACUUCAGUAAGAUGCUGAAAGGAGUGUCCCACUGAUUAUUGUAGUGUUGCACUCGUCAUGUCUUCUCAGUCUUGAUGGACAGUUAAAAAAAGAUUAGGAUUGAGGCAGCAGAUAUCGUCUUUUCCGCUCCACAUAUUCAUCCUCCUGAUGCCUACAAUACCCACAGUGCAACUCGACUGGCAACAGUCGAGUCAGAGAUUCAGGUGUGUUAUGCUGGUGUUUAACGUAGCCCUGAGUCUGUGGCCUUGGGCACAGAUGAGCAGCAGGCUGCAGAGGUCCGGUAAGCUCGUUACUUUCUAACCUCACCCCAACUGACCGUUUUCAUAUUCAGCUGAUCGACUCAAAAGACAUUUGCAGUUUUCCAACCACUGUAUUGUACUGUACAUUGUAGGGUUUAGAUGACUAGUGGUUCAGGUUGUGUCUUUGUUAAUCGUUAAUUGAUGAUAGACACUUUUAUUUCUUUCAUUUAUAUUAUCCCCAACUUUAAAUUGAUUUAAUCCUAUUGUAUAACAUAUAUAUAUAUACAGUAUUAACAUUUUUACUGUAAAAAAUAAAUUGUGAUAUUUCUGCUUAAAGAUAUGAAUCAUUUCUUUAACUUGUUAAGAUUCUCUUCAAUUAUAAUUAAAUUAGCAUUUAUUUUAUAUAUCAUUUAUUGUUGUUUUUCAGGUGCAUGUGUGUGUGUAAAAAAAGACAACAAUAAAAAAAUGUCCCUCCAGUGGAUUAAUAAAGAACUUCUUCUGAUUGUGUCGUGGAGCAGGCUGCUCACUGUGACCAUCUGCUCUGCCUUUGAUAGGAUGCUGAUGUUACUGCUGGUUGCAACAUUUGAUUGGCUGCAUCAAAAU
This is a messenger RNA of Chelmon rostratus (copperband butterflyfish), 2961 nucleotides long. It is a transcript of the gene hyi, whose product is annotated as hydroxypyruvate isomerase. Gene Ontology annotation, molecular function: hydroxypyruvate isomerase activity. Bases 51 to 866 code for a protein of 271 amino acids. The record is from RefSeq and is a predicted model, not a curated record. The transcript is spliced from 8 exons. NCBI's taxonomy places the organism in Eukaryota, Metazoa, Chordata, Actinopteri, Chaetodontiformes, Chaetodontidae. Gene Ontology annotation, biological process: glyoxylate metabolic process.